Angiostrongylus costaricensis is the source of this 1329-nucleotide messenger RNA. NCBI's taxonomy places the organism in Eukaryota, Metazoa, Nematoda, Chromadorea, Rhabditida, Metastrongylidae. The record is from the annotation of a GenBank genome assembly.
AUGGCAGUAAUUGGUGAAAGAGUGAUGGUUGGAGGUCACUCGGCUGUAAUUCGUUAUGUGGGCGAAGUAGCAGGUUAUCCGGGAAUAUGGGCUGGUGUGGAAUGGGAUGAUCCGAACCGUGGGAAACAUAACGGAUUCGUGAAUGGUGUGCAGUAUUUUCGGACAAAGUAUGUAGGAGGAUCACUUGUUAAUAUUCAAAAUGUCCAUCGUGGCUUAGAUCUGUUGACGGCAAUUCUGAACCGUUAUGCUGACUCGGUUGACGAGAAUGUUUUCGUUAUUCAUAGUAAAACUGUCGAACUCGUUGGAAUGCAAUCAACAUCGCAGAAACAAAGCAAUGUCUUCGAGCUGCGCUACAUUGUAUUGGAAAGUUGCUCUGUUGUCGCCCCACCUGUGGAGACAUGCCCUUCGUUCAGCAGAUGUGUUUCAUUAAAUCUGUUUAACAAUCUUUUACAACAAUGGGAAGAUAUUCGGAAGAUUCUAAUGUUUUUUCCACGACUGCGAGAACUAGUCCUUCGGUAUUCAUUCGAACUGUGUUUUAGGAAAAAUCGUAUGGAAACUGCUGGUGUGGGCGGAGCAUGGAGUGAUGUGAAGUGCCUUAGUGACUUGAUAAUAAGUGAUUGUGAUCUGUCCGCCGAAUCGGUAUGUUUGCGAACUUUGCACGCAGUUGGGAAUCGCUUUACCCAUUUUUUCGUUCCGGAUGUGGCUGACUCUCUUCAGAAUCUUGACAUUGGAAAUAAUCCUAUUAGUUGUUUGUCUAAUAUAAAUGGAAAUUUAAACAAAUUGGAGAAGCUAAGUGUUGUCGAUUGCGGAAUCAAGCGAAUUGUGGUUGAGAAUGGUCGAUUUCCUAGCCUCACUACUCUGAACAUCAAAGACAACGUCAUAUCGGAUGUAAGCGAUUUCUUCUUGCGGCUGUUCACUUUUUUCGAUCUCACAGGCAUCAGCACACACGAGGUGCCAUUUUCCGCUAUUGAGAGGCAUUCGGCUGAAGUUCGCUUUUUGGACAAGUAUAUUUGUGCAGACGAUAAUGUGAAAGCAGAGCAUGUCAUCGACAUUGAACGCCUUAGAAUGGUCCAUGGAACUAUCGCCGUUGUCGAUUCAAAAGGCACUGGUUUGAAUGUAGUACCACUUGCAAUUUGCUAUGAAGGUAAUACUAUAGAGAAACGCCUGCCAUUGUCGAUGACUGUGCAAAAACUUACCGAAAUGGUUUGUCUUAGAGUGACGCUCCAACUCGACAAGGGUACUCAUCAAAUUCUACUUGAAAACCCGCUACGCACUCUAGAUUUCUAUUCACCCGAACCUGGAGAUAGCCUUCGUUUAGUGGCGGUUUAA